GUAGUUUUUCAUUCGUCUGAUUAAUUGACGUGUCGAGUCAUGACGUCAGAAAACAAGUGCGCACUCUGUUAUUAUCUUGUAAUUCGUGCCCAUUGGCGUGUAAGGAGCGCAAACUUCAGAGAUAUUGGGUGAAGUCCCGGCUAGCGUUUUGUCUCGUUGGCUCGUUGGUGUUGUGACGUUACAUCAAAUGAGUAAAUUUUCGUCAUUCCAUUAUUUAUUCGUACGGUGCGAGCCUGUAUCGGGCGUUGUCGUCUACUCUCGGAGUGUUUCUAUAACGAAUAUCUAAAUCGGCGAUUUGUACUGCGCAAGCAGUAGCCGUCGAAAUUCAAACGUUUGACGAUUUCCAAUUCUUUCCAGUUCUUGACGAUGAGUCGUCAUCGGACCAUGGACACGGAUAUGGAUUUAUUAUUUUUUACCUCCUUAGAUGAAGCCACGAGGGCAUGGCUGGAUAAUCUGAACAAAAUGUGGGCACUAUGGAAGAAAUGCGAUAGCGUUACCAAUAUGCUGACGGAUUAUUUCGAAACGGCACCGAAUCCUUAUCUCAGCACGCUCAGAAUUCUUGUCAGUACCAAUGAUUUUGGCUACAUGACCAACAGCAAGACGCUGGCAUAUACAGUUACGGAAGAGUUUGCAACUUGGAUAGAGGAUAGAAAAGAGGGAUACAAGGAAUUUUUGGUUCCUGAUUUAAAGUUAGCAGUCUUUAAAUUGGUGAAACAGAAACAUGUGAAACAAAUGCAGUUGAUUAAAAUACUAUUCAAUACAUACGAUUUAAUGGCAGACAAGGAUAUGUUUCUCCAAAUAAUACAGGAAAUAAUAGAAAAGAAAAACUAUAAGGAAGCUGCACAGUACACUGCGAUGUUACAAUUGCAAAGUCAUUUUAUGGAUCCGGAGUUGUUGUUGUUGCCGCUUAUAUUGCAAAAUAAGUUGCAAGUGGUGGAUGAACUUUUAGCUGGCAAUCCAGACAUUCAGAAAGCACUGGUAACUUAUUUAGAUAAUUUGAUAGCACCAGGAGGAAAUGCUUCCAUAAAACUAAAUCAAUUUAUAUACGAGAACGAUUUGCCGGAUGUUAACAUGUCAUUAACGCAAUCUCGGCCAAUAACCAAGCUUGUCGCACGUCUCAUAAAGCAGUACAAUCUAUCACCCGACAUGUGCCCACACUUGAAUACAAAACGAAGUGAGGGAGCACUGCAAUUUCUUAUACAUAAGCGUUACGUGGACGGUAGUUUAAGUGUUGCCAGUUGGAGAGAGAUGGUGAGGGAGGCAGUGGGAGAUGAUGCCAAGCUGCAAGCGGAUUUGCUCGUGAUGUUGGUUAACGCCAGCGAUGUGCAAGAGGGCUUGUACUGGGCGAAAGAAUAUAAUAUACCUAAAGAGAAGUGGCCGUGGGCUAUUGCACAUACGGAGGAACAGAAUAGACAAAGGAUAAAUGACGGUGCUUCCACAAGUAGAGACGAAGAGUGGGAACUGAGCGAAGAAGCCAAUGAAGAUAACGUAAAUUAUCACGGUUUAAAGUUGCCCCGAGAGCGCAUUAAAGUGGUAGAUAACAGGCAGUUGUUUGAAGAGUUUCUUGAUAAUGUGUUCAAAAAUGUUACCAUGGUUGGAAUUGACUUGGAAUGGAAGCCUAGUUUUGGAACCAAACAGUCCGAAUUGGCACUUAUACAGAUAGCCACUGAAGAUGACGUUUACAUCUUGGAUGUGACUACUCUUGGCAGUGAAUUACGUGAUCUUUGGGGCGAGUUUGGUCUCGUACUACUCGGAAAUAAAGAUAUUCUCAAGAUUGGAUUUGGAAUAGCGCACGACAUGACGGUGAUACGCAACAGUUUGCCCGUCUUGUCGUCUAUUAAGACACAUGGCCAAGGAUACAUCGACUUGAUGUUCUUGUGGAGUAAAUUGGAAGAAGAGUAUUCUUUCGUUUUCCCGUACAAAGGUGACUCGAGUUUCACGAGCAGAAGUUUAAGUAAGCUCGUAGAGCUGUGUUUCGGGCAGAGACUCAACAAAUCUGACCAGUUUUCAAACUGGGAGCUGAGACCGUUGAGGGAAAGUCAAAUAAUAUACGCCGCGUUGGACGCAUAUUGUUUACUGGAAAUAUAUAAUGUGCUGGCGGAGUGUUCAGCAAACAUGGAUAUACCGUUUGACGAUAUUUGCGCGGAAGUACAGUUUAUUCCACAGAAAUAUGCAAAGACAAAUGCAAAUAAACCUGCAUACAAGAAACCUCUCUAUUCGAAUCCAACAACCCCUAAUAGAGCCAACGAGAGUUACAGGGUCAAUGCAAACGCGUCGGCGAAGUACGAAGCGGCGCCUCGACAGAGGCCUGCGCAAAAAUACGGGUACUACGGCAGUAAAGAGAGGAAUCAAAAUCAAGCGAAAGUUGGAAGUAUUGGGAUUAUUGAUAUAGUUAGCGAUGGGAGGCAAGACAACCAAAGAAGAUAUGACAAUCAUAAUAAUUACAAUCAAAGUAGCACGCACUGCGGAUCAAGCAAGGCGACCAACGACAGAAAAUAUAAUCAGAGGAGAUAUCAAGAUAAUCAAGAUAAUUACAACAGAUAUGAUAAUCAGAACAAAUACGGUAAUAAAAAUAGAAGGGAGAAUCAUUACAAGUAUGACAAACAAGGCAGAUGGGAGGAUGGUCAGAACAGACGAGACUCGCAAAAUAGGCAAGACGAUGCUCCAAAUAGACGAGAUUUUCAAGGCAGGCAGAACGGUAUGAACCGGCCAUUAUCGGUACAGCGAAAUCUUGAGAAUCCAGUCGUCGCGCACACGUGGCGCGUCGUGUGUGACUCGAUGUUGGGUGGUCUGAGCAGCAAGCUACGAAUGUGCGGUGUGGACUGCGUGCACGUGUUAUUCGAUCAAGGUGGAGACGACUCGGCUAAACUGGCGAUGCGCGAAAACAGGGUGUUACUGACGCGUAACAAAAACUAUGAAAAAUUCAGACAAUACCUACCGCCGGAGAAUUGCUACAGAAUAACAGCUGACACACCUGACAACCAGUUGCGCGAGGUUUUAAGUUACUUCGGCGUAAUGGUCACGCAGAACGAUAUCUUCAGCAGAUGCCAAAUAUGCAAUUGCGACGAGUUCGUGAAGGUCCCGAAGGAACUGAUGGAUGAUCUUGUGCAAAGCUUCGUGAAAAUUAUCAGAAAGAACAAUUAUCGAGUGUUACCUAAUCAAUCGAACGUUAAUGUGGACAAUGACGAUUCGAACGACGACCUCGCAUUCGUUCGGAAUCCGAACAACUACUUCACGAACAGCGAACACCGUACGUGGCGUCUAUCCAUGGAUACCAUCGACGUCUCAUCGUGUACGACCAGGUAUCAGGUGCGGGUACAAAUCGACAAAGUUCCGCUGAAGGUACUAAAGAACGUACGAGUGUUUUACAUUUGCGAGCACUGCGGGAAGAUAUACUGGGACGGCUCGCAUUUAGAGCGUGCUCUCAACGGCGUUAUUAAAGAUUUACUUGUUAAGCAGUAAGUAUUAAGUGCGAGAUAAAAGAUAUCGAAGAUAUACUCAGAGAAUUGAGCAUAGCACAAAAUAAGAAUCAAAAUCGUCCUUCGAAACUUUGAGUGCAUAACUGUUCCUAGAUUUUCACAGCAUUGCAGCAUGGCGAUGUGACAUUGUCACGCUAAUCAAAAGUAUCUAGCUACUAUAAUCUUCCUAGGAGAUAUCCUGUUGGUAUAUUUUUUUUUUGACGGUAUCGUUUUUCGUCAUCCUAUUCAGUUUAUCUACAUAUUAUUACCGUAGUCCUAUAAAAUCGAUAAAGUUGAUUUUAGUCAUAUUGAUUACAUUAUAAUACAAUCGAGUGGUAGUAUAAUCAAGAUGCCAUUGAUUUUUUUAAGUGACACGAUUGUUAAUAUAAUUGUUGCCAUUGAUUGACUCCUAUUGACACAGAUUGUUAAAUCGUUUGUAAACUUUAUAUUAGAAUUUCUAUUUUUCUUCAAUUGAUUAAUCGAGAGAUUCGCGGGAGACUUUUAAGAUACAGAUCGGUUAACAAUGACAAAGGACCACAAACGAGCGUCUUGCACAAGACAAGAUGUAAUUUCUGAUACAUAAUUGCAUGCUAGAGAUUGCCUGUAAUAUCACACGUGUAUAAGGACGAAUCAAACGUGCAAUGUAAGUCAAGUAUCGAAUGUAUCUACUUUAUUACAUAUUUAUAUUCUUGCAACUAUUUCUCGUUACUUUUUGACACAAAAAUGCCCGUUAGAGUACAAGAUGUUAUCUUGAUUUUUCAAAGUGUAUUUCAGUUAUACACUUGAUAUAUACAUAUAUUUUAUAUAUAUAUAUAUAUAUAUAUAUGUAUAUGUAUAUGUACAUAUUAUAUUUACAUAGAAGAAUAUGCAUAACUAUUUUUUAUCGAGGAAACAACAUUAAAGAAACUUUAUUAGGAAAAACGGUAUUAAAAUAGAAAACAUUUUAAUAACUGUGAGGCAUUCUAGAUUUAACAGUUUCUAAUCCCACAUUUCAUAUGUUUUUUCACACGAUUAUGCUGUAGCGACACUUUGUUUCUACCUAAAUAUUGAAAUAAAAAUGAAACUCUUCCA
Messenger RNA from Ooceraea biroi (clonal raider ant), 4529 nucleotides. RefSeq names its product exonuclease mut-7 homolog (gene Nbr). Gene Ontology annotation, molecular function: 3'-5' exonuclease activity; nucleic acid binding. Gene Ontology annotation, biological process: nucleobase-containing compound metabolic process. NCBI's taxonomy places the organism in Eukaryota, Metazoa, Arthropoda, Insecta, Hymenoptera, Formicidae. The record is from RefSeq and is a predicted model, not a curated record.